This is a messenger RNA of Podarcis lilfordi (Lilford's wall lizard), 16656 nucleotides long. The record is from the annotation of a GenBank genome assembly. Lineage: Eukaryota; Metazoa; Chordata; Lepidosauria; Squamata; Lacertidae.
AUGUCUCUUUCCUUCUCCCCGACGCAGGUCAUCCCAGACUGGAAGGAGCAAGAGUGGUCGUCUGAGAAGCCGGAGAACUAUGCCGGCAUCUUCCACUUCCAGUUCUGGCGGUUCGGCGACUGGGUGGACGUGGUGAUUGACGACCGCCUGCCCACGCUGCACAACCAGCUCAUCUACUGCCACUCCAACUCCAAGAACGAGCUGUGGUGCGCGCUGGUGGAAAAGGCCUACGCCAAGUGAGUGAGGCAGCGUGGACUAGUGGUUAGAGUAGCUGGGCUACGACCUGGGAGACCAGGGUUGAAAUCCCCAAUCGCCCAUCACGAAGCUUUCCGGCCAGGGAAAUGACUCCCACCUGAAGUCCUGGGGGGCUGCUGGACCAGAGGGCUGACUUGGCAGCUACCUGUUGUGUUCCUCUGGUUGUGAAAACCAGGCAGCAUUUGUUAGGUAGAUUUAUUGCUUUAUUGUUCGGCGUCCAGCACACUUCCCCCUGCAGGCCUCUGCAGGUCGUAAAGCAAUUAGCAGAAUUGCACAGCGUCCGUGUUGAAAGGGCAGUAAAACAAGUCCCACACGUUUCUUCUGUCCUAAUAUCACUUUAUUUGCUCAAAAGUAGCAUAUUUACAAACAAGAAAUUCCAUCUGAUUCAAGCUGCAUCUUCUCCCUCUGUUUGCAGCUGCGUAACAAAACUGCUUUCACUUUACACUCAGCUCACAGCAUUCCAAGCUGCUUUUGUCACGUCCUGGCUUACUUCCCUUGUAAGCGCCUCCUCUCAGGUUUGAGGCACAGAAGGUUAACCCUUCACUACACCCAACAGCAUUCUCCCUAUUUUGAGGGGCAGGGGGCUUAUUGGGACAUUGGCAUUAGUAUCUUUCCCUCUCCCUCACACUGCCCCACCAGCCAUGUUUUCUUAAAAAAAGGUCGUUUGGCUAUUCCUUUUCUGGAUGACCUGGCCAGCAGCCAUCAUGUUUCUCUGUAAUACCUCAAUUCCUGUCUCGGCACCUAGACCAUCAUGCCCUGACAGUGUGUCGCCCUGGAUACACCGUUGACAAAAAUUAAAAAGAUGUGAACUCAUAUUUCCCACUUGUUAACAAAGUCACUUCAAUGACACAGAAAGAAAAUAAAUCCCGAAGGUAACUUGGCUGAGGAAACUGAACAAAUCAAUAUACAGUAAAAUUUGAGGAGAACCAAACAGAGGUUUUUGUCUUUCGUGGUUCAGGCCUUGUACGUAGCCAGGAAGGCAUUCGGUCAGACGUACAGAGAGAAACCUCCCUCAGAACGAUGCAGCAAAUCCGAACUCUGUUUGGCCUGGCUAUUAAUCAUUGCCAUCACCUCCCUCUUGGUUCCCUGAGAACAGAAUUAACCCUAAAGUUACGUGCAGAAUUAUCUCCGCUGCUGAACUUGCAACGCCUCUUGCUUCUAAGCAUUUAAACGCAACAGCUGUGUUUGCUAUUAGAGGGCAUGAUAUGUGGCAUAGUGGUCUAAACCACUGAGCCUCUUGGGCUUGCUGAUCAGAAGGUCGGUGGUUCGAAUCCCAGCAAUGGAGUGAGCUCACGUUGCUCUGUCCCAGCUCCUGCCAACCCAGCAGUUCAAAAGCAGGCCAGUGCAAGUAGAUAAAUAGGUACCACUGCAGCGGGAAGGUAAACAGCGUUUCCAUGCACUCUAGUUUCCAUCAUGGUGUCCUGUUGCGCCAGAAGCUGUUUAGUCCUGCUGGCCGCAUGAUCCGGAAAGCUGUCUGUGGACAAAGGCCGGCUUCCUCGGCCUGAAAGCUAGAUGAGCACCACAACCCCAUAAUCACCUUGACUGGACUUAACCAUCCAGGGGUCCUUUAACUUUUACCUUUAUGUGGCAUAGUCUUGAGCUUACGCCAUGGGUAGGCAAACUAAGGCCUGGGGGCUGGAUGCGGCCCAAUUGCCUUCUUAAUCCGGCCUGUGGGCGGUCCGGGAAUCAGUGUGUUUUUACAUGAGUAUAAUAUGUCCUUUUAUUAAAAAUGCAUCCCUGGGUUAUUUGUGGGGCCUGCCUGGUGUUUUUACAUGAGUAGAAUAUGUGCUUUUAUUUAAAAUGUAUCCCCGGGAUAUUUGUGGGGCAUAGGAAUUCCUUCAUCUUUUUUUUCCAAAAUAUAGUCCGGCCCCCCACAAGGUCUGAGGGACAGUGGACCGGCCCCCUGCUGGAAAAGUUUGCUGACCCCUGGCUUACAUCAUGCCACUCCACAAACAGGGCAUAAUCUUUGUCGCGCCCCGUGUUCUUAUUCUCCUCUUCCCCACUGCGUAGACUCUCGGGAUGCUACGAGGCCCUAGACGGAGGUAACACGGCUGACGCUUUGGUGGACUUCACUGGCGGCGUCUCCGAACCCAUCGACCUGCUGGAAGGCGGCUAUGCGAAUGACGAAGCCAAACGCAACGUCCUCUUUGAGCGGGUGUUGAAGGUCUACAACCGGGGAGGUCUCAUCAGCUGUUCCAUAAAAGUAAGCAGCCAGCAGUUCUUGUUGGCGUAACCGCAGGAGGGUGGGCCUGAUCAUCUCCUGAAUCUUAAGCGGUUCCCAAGAAUCUGGCGCAAGAUGUAAGCCUUGCUUAACCCAUUAGGAUUGGUGUCCACAGAACCACGGAAUUGUAGAGUUGAAUGGGACCACAGCGGCCAUCUAGUCCAACUCCCUGCAAAGCAGGAAUAUUCCACCCAACCUGGGACUCGAAUCCGCAACCCUAAGAUUAAUAGGAUACAAUAACCUAUUAGACAUUAAAAGCUUCCCUAAACAGGGCUGCCUUCAGAUGUCUUCUAAAAGUCUGGUAGUAGCGUGUUGCGAAAGUAAAAUGAAACGUAAAAACCACCACCAACAAAAAAACUUUAAAUAUAUUAGAGGCAGGGGACUGGUGAAGUCUUUAACAGGCACCAGAAGGCAUAAUGCUAUUUAUUCCCCUUUCAAGAAGGGCAUUCUAGUUUUGGUGCCACCACUGAUCAGGCCCUGUUCUUCUGCCUCACUUUUUCUGACGCCUCGGCACUGAGGUGUUUGCUGAAAUAAUUCGUUGCCGAGCCUUGAGUGGAGGCUCACAGCUUUUUUUUCAUCCUGGCUCCUUAAAAUCCUCUAGCCCCAUGCCAGUGUCCCUUGGGCGGAUGUUUCUAAGCGCACCGUUUAAUUCUUGUGCUUCCUUUGUCCCCUCGGCAAGGCCACCUCCGCGGCCGACAUGGAAGCCCGGCUGGACUGCGGCCUGGUCAAAGGACACGCCUACGCUGUGACGGACGUGAGGAGAGUCCGCCUGGGCCAUGGCCUGCUGUCCUACUUCAAGUCCGAAAAGCUCGAUAUGAUCAGGCUGAGGAACCCCUGGGGGGAGAAAGAGUGGAAUGGACCCUGGAGUGACACGUGAGUAUGUCUGGGAAAGUCUACCGGAAACGGGGGCCACCUUGUCUAAAUGGCUUUGGCCACGUUCGUACUGAUGGGACUGUGAGGAGAACCUGAGCUUGCAGGGUUCUCCUGUAAGCAAGAAAGUCUCAUUGCGCUGGCCUCUACUGAGACUGAGUUCAGCGCACUGUCGGAUUUGUGCCAGGAACUGGAGUUCUAUAGAUGCCUGGUGCAAUCCCCAAUCUGUGGGGAUUGUAACUUGCCCAUCACUGUUUGGGAAGACAAUCAACCCUGUCUGAAGCUGGCAGAGUCUGGGCAGUUUUAAGGCCAAAACCCAGCAUCUAGACAUAUGAUUCCAGAAUGUGUGUCAAAGUAUCCAGUCAGGUUUGAUAUGGCUGAAAUAUGGUGCAAGCCUCAAUAACCUGGGUGAUGGGUUCACUAAACCAUUGAGCUUCCAGCGUCAUGGGGAGUUCUGUGGUGGUUUGAAGCAUAGCUGUCAACUUACAGAUUUGAAAAUAAGGGACCAGCAGCCUGUACAACUAUGUACAGACACGUUUGUGCGAUGUUCUGUGCGUUACUAGAUAAUGGUUAACCUACGCUGUAAAUAAACUGCUUUUAGUUUAGUAACACUGCCUGAGAGCCUGAUUUAUGCACACUGAUGCACAGAAGACAGAAAGCCCAGCUCCUGAACGCUGUGUGUUUACUCUGCUUUGCUUUGUGGUCUGGAAUGCGGGCUACGCUCAGGGAAGCUUGCUGGACUUUAUCUCUCUGAGCAAUAAAUCUUUCUCAGAGGGACAAACCAGUUCAGAUGGCAGCACGCUGUCCUUCCGUACAAAAAAAAUAAAUAAAAAUUGACCUCCCCGCACAUAGAAGACUAGCCUGUCAGGGAAGAAAAGAUGCUGGGCUGUUUUUUUCUCUCCCUGGCAUUUACUUCGCUGUGUGGAAGGAGAGAGAGAGAGAGGCAUCCCAUUAUAUUAUAUUUUUCAUUGUGGUCUCACUGCCCCCCUGGAAGCAUGUUGUGGACUGCUGGUGGCUCCCAGACCCCAACUUCAUUGUUCCUCAGACAUUAUAAAUACUAUAGAUAUAAGCUGGUUCCACACCUACACACACACCCGGCCAUUGUUUCCUUGAAAUCAAUAAAAAAUUACAUGUACCGUAUUUUUUCGUGUAUAAGACGACCCCAUCCAUAUAUAAGACGCCCCCUAUUUUUUGAGCCCAAAAUUAAGAAAUAAAUUUGUUAAUAUAUUUCGUUGCAACAUUCCGUGUAUAAGACAACCCCCAAUUUUAAACUUUAAAAAAUUGGGGGGAAAUAUAGUCUUAUACAUGGGAAAAAAACAGUAAUAUGUAUGAGAAAAACAACCCAUAACUACUUACUUACUUAAAUUUGUAUAUUACCCUUCAUCCGAAGAUCUUAGGACAGUUCACUGCAUAAAUGCACCAAAUAAAAAGGCCAAAUGCAUAACAAUAACCAAACCAAACCCCAUACUCCCCCCAAAAAAAACAUUUAAAAGGACAAUGAAUGUUAAAAUUGAUGAUAAUUGCAGCCAGACAGGUUAUAGCGAGUAAUUGGAAAAAUGCAGAAGAGCUAGGGGUGAACCAACGGAGGGAAAAAUAGAAAAAUAUUAUAAUCUUAGAAUAUCUAACUGUGAAGAUACAUAAAAUGAAAGGGUUUAAGGUCAGUGAGAAGGAGGAGGAUUGGUUUGAGAAGAUACUGAAUUAUUUGGGCAGGUUUGAACAAUUUGGGGCAAUUAAAAUGUUGAAAGUUAAAUAAACCUUAUGGAGGGAGGAGUGUUAAGGUAUAUAGAAUUGUACAUAUGGUUGAUUUGAAUAUGUUGUUAUUGAUUAUGUAUACCCAAUGUAUCAGCCGCCUGGAGGUUUUCACUGUUUGUUUUCACUGUUUGUGUUUUGGCUGUUGGUAAAAAAAAAAUUGAAAAGAAAAAGGACAAUGAAUGUUAAUCAGCCACAGGGCUGGUUGACAAGAAACAUUUUCUUUUCUUUUUUUAAUAACUUUUUUAUUCAAAAUUAAAACAAAACAUAUUAUCCAGAAACAUAUCAUCCUUAUUUCCCCCCCAUUUUUCCUCCCUCCCCCCCACAGAACCCAUCCCCACCCCCCAACUUCCCUCAGUUCCAGUCUUUGGUUUCUCCAAUAAUGCUAUUUUCUGCAUGUUACACAGUUGUAUAGAUCCUGAAACUAUUUAGCUGAUUAUUAUCAAUAAGAAGUUUGUGAUUGUUUAUUCAAAGCCAGCCAAGGAGUCCAGUUCGCUUUGUUGCGUCUUCAAAUACUUUGUAAAGGGUUCCCAUUCAUCUUUAAAGUCACAGUUAUCCUUGUCCCGUAGUUUAUAUGUCAGUUUUGCCAGUUCUGCAUAGUCCAUCAAUUUUUCUUACCAUGAUUCUUUAGUUGGGGUUUCUUCAGCCUUCCAUCCUUGUGCUAUUAAAACUUUCGUGGCCGUUGUCGCAUACAUGAAGAUGUUUUUCAGCUUUUUUGGCAGAUCUUUCCCUACAAUCCCAAAUAAAAAUGUUUCAGGGUUUUUUUAACAAACGUUAAAUGGAUCAUUUUCUUCAAUUCGUUGUAUAUCAUUUCCCAAAUUUUUUAAUUACCUUACAAUCCCACCACAUAUGAUAAAAUGUCCCCUCCUUUUCCUUACACUUCCAACAUAUAUUUCAACUAGUCUUGUACAUUUUCCCUAACUGCCCUGGUAUUGUGUACAUCAUCUUCAUGUAAUUCUCCUUCAAUAGGGAGCAAUCUGUAAAUUUUAAAUCAGUUUUCCAUAAUUUUUCCCAAUCUUCCAUCAUAGCGUUGUGACCUACAUCUUGUGCCCAGUUAAUCAUGACAAGAAACAUUCUCGCCUGGUACCUAAAGAUGUAACCACGGUUAAUAUGAUUUCUAAAUAUGUAACCAUGGUUAAUAUGAUUUCUGUGUUUCCCCUCAUGCGUCCUCUUGUCGUUUCCGCAGCUCAGAGGAAUGGCAGAAAGUCAGCAACAGCGAAAGAGAAAAACUGGGAAUGACUGUCCAAGACGAUGGGGAAUUUUGGUGAGUUGUGCAUAUGAAGCAAAAGCGGAUGAUUCUUUAUCUCUCUCAUCAUAGCCCAGUGCAACUAUCAGGUCUUUUCCUCAGUACAAAAGAUGCCAAUCCCAGAUUUAAGUUUGUUACGGGGGUGCUGGGUUUUGACGCAGAAACGGGCUUUUUUAAUUUUUAAAUUUCUUUUCCAAAGGUCUUUAUUGAAACUUAAUAUAUAUACAUAAUAACCAAAAUCCCCAAUGAUUCCCUCACAUAAAAUAUAAUAUCUAAAUCACAACAGCUACGUAAUUAUACACUAAAUUAUAAAUCCCACCACCAACUCUCUACUUUCCUCCACAGCAAUUUGACUUCUUUAUAUUUCUUUCUACCUUUUCCCCUUGCAUUCCAUAAUAAAUUAUUUUUGUUAAAUUCUGAUUUUUCCUUCUUUCUUUAUGGGUUUUGUUAUUGCUAACAUUUUUUUAUUCUAAGCCUAUUAGCAUGUCGUUUUUAGCACAAUACUUUGACAUAUAAUCUUCAAAUUACUUCCACUCCAUUCUUAAAAAGUUAAGAAGUUAAAAAGUCGGGGCUUUUUAAUUUAGGUUGGUGGGGGGAGGAUGAUUAAAGGGAGAUGUGACGGAACUGUACAAAAAUGAUGUACAUUGUCAAGAAAGUGGAUAGAGGGAGGUUUCCCUCUCGCAAAAUAGGACAGCGCGGAGCAGUGGUUAGAGGGCUAGACUUGGUCACAGUAGCCAACCAGAUGCCUAUAAAAAGCUUACCUGAGUGCAGGAGGGCUCUGUGAUUUCCAGCAAUGGUUACAGUGGUACCUUGGUUCUCAAACUUAAUCCGUUCCGGAAGUCCGUUCCAAAACCAAAGCGUUCCAAAACCAAGGCACGCUUUCCCAUAGAAAGUAAUGCAAAACGGAUCAAUCCAUUCCAAACUUUUGAAAAUAACCCCUAAAACAGCAAUUUCACAUGAAUUUUACUAUCUAACUAGACCACUGAUCCAUAAAAUGAAAGCAAUAAUCAACGUACUGUGCUAUAAGAUAAAUAAGACAGUGUUGUAGAUGAUAAAAACAAAAAUUCAAUAUUUUUCAUACCCUCACUGAUGAUAGUCGUUGUUUGGAUGGGGGGCUUUUAUCCAUUUCUGUAGUCACGCAAUCAAUCAAUCAGUAGCUGAACUGGGUUCCAAACAGUCACAAAAACAAAUGAACCGAAAAAGCCUCAAAAACAAAAACGCAAAAUAAAUAGCAAAAACAAAAGCGCCAAACUUAAUCCGUUCCGGAAGUCCGUUUGACUUCCGAAAUGUUCGAAAACCAAGGCGCAGCUUCUGAUUGGUGCAGGCGCCCCGGAAACAAUAGCCGACAGCCGCAUCAGAUGUUUGGCUUCCGAAAAACGUUUGAAAACUGAAACACUAAAUUCUGGGUUUUCGGUGUUUGAGAACCAAGGCGUUUGGGAACCAAGGUACUACUGUAUACAGAAACAUUGCUUCCUCCAGCUGUGGAAGCAGGGCAGAGCCAUUGUGGCUUCUAGCCAUCAAUAGCCAUUUUGCAGGUCACAAAAUCAUAGAAUUGUAGAGUUAGAGGGGACUACGAGGGUCAUCUAGUCCAACCCCCUGCAAUGCAGGAAUUUUUUGCCCAUCCUGGGGCUCGAACCCACGACCUCAAGAUGAAGACUCUCAUGCAGUCGUCCUCAGAUAGUGUUUCUGGGUCAGAUUCAGCUAGCUGAAGUAUCUUAAAGGUGGCGCCACACCAGAAGUAAGGGAUACAAGGCCCGUUUAACCUGGCCAGGCUUUGAGUCGACAUUCGAACUCUUUACUUACUUACUUAUUAUUGAUUGAAUUUAUAUACCGCCCUAUACUCGGGGGUCUCAGGGCAGUUCAAGAUAUAAAACCACGAAAUACCUGGGCAUCAAGAUAUAAAACCACAAAAUACCUGGGCAUCAAGAUAUAAAACCACAAAAUACCUAAUGAAAAUAAAAACAACAACCCAAUAGCCCCCCCCUCAAAAAACACACCCUAAAUUUUGAAAGGGCAUACGAUGUCAAUCAAAUCAACCAAAGGCCUGGUUAAAAAGGAAUGUUUUUGCCUGGUGCCUAAAGGCGUAUAAUGGAGGUGCCAGGCGAACUUCCCUGGGGAGAGCAUUCCACAGACGGGGAGCCACUGCAGAUAAGGCCCCGUUCUUGUGUUGCCACCCUCUGGACCUCUCGAGGAGGAUGAUCUCAGGGUCCGGGUAGGUUCCUAUGGAAAGAGGCUGUGCUUGAGGUAUUGCAGUCCUGAGUCGAGAUUCGAACUCUUCCCCACCGCAGGAUGACGUUCGAAGACUUCUGCAGGUACUUCACCGACAUCAUCAAGUGCCGCCUCAUCAACACGUCGUACCUGAGCAUCCAUAAGACCUGGGAAGAGGUGGUCUUGCGGGGGGCCUGGACGAAGCACGAAGACCCCUUGAAGAACCGCUGUGGGGGCUGCGUCAACAACAGGGACACCUUCCUGCAGAACCCACAGGUGAGGCGGCAGUGAGUGGCAGGUGAGAGGGGGAGCAAGGUGUUCCUAAGGGGGCAAUGCUUGUCUCUGCCACUGAGACUACCUUCCGCUGUCUGCAACGACUCAGGUUGCAAAGGGCAAAGAAGGCAGCAGGAUUCUCCGCAGCUCACUUUGGUAUGUAAUAUUAUUAUUAUUAUUAUUAUUAUUAUUAUUAUUAUUAUUUAUUAUUUAUACCCCGCCCAUCUGGCUGGGUUUCCCCAGCCACUCUGGGCAGCUUCCAACAAAACACUAAAAUACAAUAACCUAUUCAACAUUGAAAGCUUUCCUAAACAGGGCUGCCUUCAGAUGUCUUCUAAAAGUUUGGUAGUUAUUUUUCUCUUUGACAUUUGAUGGGAGGGCAUUCCACAGGGUGGGUGCCACUGCCGAGAAGGCCCUCUGCCUUGUUUCCAGUAACUUGGCUUCUCGUAGCGAGGGAACCGCCAGAGGCCGUCGGAGCUGGACCUUAGUGUCUGGGCUGAACAAUGGAGGUGGAGACGCUCCUUCAGGUAUACUGGACUGAGGCCGUUUAGGGCUUUCAAGGUCAGCACCAACACUUUGAAUUGUGCUCGGAAACGUACUGGGAGCCAAUGUAGGUCUUUCAAGACCAGUGUUUUAUGGUCUCGGCGGCCGCUCCCAGUCACCAGUCUAGCUGCUGCAUUCUGGAUUAGUUGUAGUUUCCAGGUCACCUUCAAAGGUAGCCCCACGUAGAGCGCAUUGCAGUAGUCCAAGCGAGAGAUAACCAGAGCAUGCACCACUCUGGCAAGACAAUCUGCAGGCAGGUAGGGUCUCAGCCUGUGUACCAGAUGGAGCUGAUAAACAGCUGCCCUGGACACAGAACUGACCUGCGCCUCCAUGGACAGCUGUGAGUCCAAAAUGACUCCCAGGCUGCACACCUGGUCCUUCAGGGGCACAGUUACCCCAUUCAGGACCAGGGAGUCCUCCACACCCACCCACCUCCUUUCCCCAAGAACAGUACUUCUUUCUUGUCAGGAUUCAACCUCAAUCUGUAUAGAUUAAGUCUGUAGAGGAAAAUCUGGAAAAAAUUAACCGUAUUAAGAACAUUAAGGAUAAGCUAUGUAAGAUGCAAUGUAAACAACAACUCUAAGACUAAGAGAUGAUGAGUAGUGGGAGAGGGAAGUCACAUGGGUAUAUUAUUAUGUAGUAUUCUAUAUUUUUAUUUUAUAAUUCUAGUUGUUUUAACCUGCUGGUCACCAAUUCUUAUCUCCCUGCUCUAAUUCUGGCUUGCUUUUAUAUUGAUUGUAUUUUGAUUUUAUAAUUUUGUAUUUUAGCUAUUUUUAAACCGCUGGUCUAUGACCGUAAUAAACUGAUUGAUUGAUUGAAGGGUGCUAAGUUCCCAGAGUCCCUUUGGAAGGGCGGAUUGGCUGUGAAACUACCCUAGGAAUCGCAAAUCUGGGAGAGAAACAGGAGUCUCCUAAGAGCUCUCAGCUUAUUAGAAAGUACAGGGCAGGCAUAGGCAAACUCGGCCAUCCAGAUGUUUUGGGACUACAAUUCCCAUCAUCCCUGUUAGCUAGGGAUGAUGGGAGUUGUAGUCCCAAAACGUCUGGCAGGCCGAGUUUGCCUAUGCUUGGGACUGAGAGACUGGGGCCAGCUUAAGCAAGGAACAUGAGAACGUAGGAAGUUGCCUUAUACAGACUCAGACCAUUGGCCCAAUUAGCUCAGCGUUACCCACACAGGCUGGCAGCAGCUCUCUCCAGGGUUUCAGGCCGGAGAUCUAUGCCAGCCAUGCCUAGAGAACCCAAGGAUUGAAUCUGGCACCUUCUGCAUGCCAAGUGAAGGCUAUGCCAGUGAGCUACAACCCUUUCCGGAGCUCAGGCUGGGUAGAGACGGGGAAAUGGCCUGAGACCUCCGUCGAAUCGGGAAUUCCCCGAUUUGUAGCUCAGCCUCUUAGCCAAGUGCGGGUGGCGCUGUGGGUUAAACCACAGAGCCUAGGACUUGCCGAUCAGAAGGUCAGCGGUUCGAAUCCCCGCGACGGGGUGAGCUCCCGUUGCUCGGUCCCUGCUCCUGCCAACCUAGCAGUUCGAAAGCACGUCAAAAUGCAAGUAGAUAAAUAGGUACCGCUCCGGCGGGAAGGUAAACGGCGUUUCCAUGCGCUGCUCUGGUUCGCCAGAAACGGCUUAGUCAUGCUGGCCACAUGAAAAGCCAAUAAAGCGAGAUGAGCACCGCAACCCCAGAGUCGUCCGCGAGUGGACCUAAUUGUCAGGGGUCCUUUUACCUUUACCUUUACUCUUAGCCAAGAAGGCGCGCCAGGGAACGGUGGGCGCUAGAGCCCCUGGCUUGGAGGUUGCCAACCAACUGCCCCCCUCUCAAAAUUAAACCCGUCUCAUAUUCCAUUGCUUUUCUUUCCCGCCCAGUACGUUUUUGACGUGAAGAAAACAGAAGACGAAGUGCUCAUUUGCAUCCAACAGAAGCCGAAACAGACCAAUCGGAAGGAGGGAAAGGGGGAGAACCUGGCUAUCGGAUUUGACAUCUAUAAGGUCAGCAGGGUGUGUUUGUGUGAACCGCUGGCCUGUUUCUGCUUCUUGCUUCUCACCGUUAGUAAAAAAAAAAAAGAAGAACAUCAAAAAGAUGGAUUUAUUUUACAUUGGAUAUUCUUAGACUGAAAUAAUUGUUACAGUGUACAUAAUAAAAGAAAUCUAUGAUAACUAUAUAAAUAUGUAUUAAUUAUUAUUAUUAUUACUAUUAUUAUUAUUAUUAUUAUUAUUAUUAUUAAUACCCCACCCAUCUGGCUGGGUUUCCCCAGCCACUCUGGGCGGCUUCUAACAAAAAAUUAAAAUACAAUAGUCUAUUAAACAUUAAAAGCUUCCCUAAACAGGGCUGCCUUCAGAUGUCUUCUGGAAGUCUGGUAGUUGUUUUUCUCUUUGACAUCAGGUGGGAGUGUGUUCCAUAUUACAUUGGUACCUCGGGUUACAUACGCUUCAGGUUCCAUACGCUUCAGGUUACACACUCCACUAAGCCAGAAAUAGUGCUUCAGGUUAAGAACUUUGCUUCAGGAUGAGAACAGAAAUCGUGCUCCGGCGGUGCAACAGCAACAGGAGGCCCCAUUAGCUAAAGUGGUGCUUCAGGUUAAGAACAGUUUCAGGUUAAGAACAGACCUCCGGAACGAAUUAAGUUCUUAACCCGCGGUACCACUGUAUAUAUAAAAAUAUAAUAACAUCACAAAGAAUAAACAUCAAAAGAUAGGGAGAGAGAGAAAAGGAAAAAGGAAAAACAAACAAACAGCAAAACCGAAAAACUAUUAAAAAAAUAAAAAUAUCAAUCGACAGUAAGCAGUGUUCAAUAUAUUCAGAUUUGUUGAUUUGUUGACUUCCGUCUAUACUUUGCUGUUUCAAGUCAACUACAGUAUUACUGUUUUUAAUCUAUGUUUCAUUAUUCGUCCCCACCUUGGGCUAUGAAAUUAUUUUUCUGUCUGUGAAAUGAAUAUAGACACAGACACAGAUUAUUGGGACCAAAUUUCAUCAAAUAAUUUUUAUGACAUUCCCAUUCUUCUUUAACCUUAUCUGCUGAUUGGUAGAUUAGGUCCUCUUUUAAAGCCACCUGGGUUGCCUCAUGUGGCAGUGAGUUCCGUAGUUUCACACUCUCUUCUUCUUCUUUUCUUUCCUGUGCUUCAUUCUGCCCAGGUGGAGCUGAAUCGGACUUACCGGAUGCACACCCUGCAGCCCAAGGUCGCCAGCUCCAUCUACAUCAAUUCCCGCAUCGUCUUCCUGAGGACAGACCUGAAGGAAGGGCGCUACGUCAUCAUCCCCACCACCUUCGAGGCCGGCCACGUGGGAGAGUUCCUCCUCAGGGUGUUCACAGAUGUGCCUUCCGAUUGCCAGUAAGCUGCUCUCCAUGGAGCCUUUUGAUCCUGGCUGGGACCAUAUUUGCACCUGUCUGCAUUUGAUUUAAAUCAAAUCGAUUUAAAUCAUGAUUUAAAUCACUAGUCAGUAUGACUUGAUUUAAAUCACCAGUCAGUAAGACUUGAUUUAAUUAUUAUUAUUUUUACAGAAAGUGGAUUGAAAUCAAAUCGAUUUAAAUCACUAGUCAGUAAGACUUGAUUUAAAUCUUUUUUUUUAUAAUCUUAAUAUUUACAACCAGAUGAAGGUUUCAUUUUUGGAAUAAUAAAUUUUCAGACUUGAUUUAAUUUUUUUUUUUAAUAAUCUUAAUAUUUACAACCAGAUGAAGGUUUCAUUUUUGGAAUAAUAAAUUUUCAGACUUGAUUUAAAUCACUAGUCAAUAAGACUUGAUUUCAAUCAUAUAUUUUUUUAUAGAAAGACCCAUUCUUGCUGGUAUAAUCUUAAUAUUUACAACCAGAUGAAGGUUUCAUUUUUGGAAGAAUAAAUUUUCCAAAGAAUAGUUUUUAUGGUUUUAUCAAACCAUUUGGUUAUGCUAUUAGAAACACAAAGACAGGUAAUUAUGAAAUUGUUGUUUCUAUUUGGACAACUUUUCUGCUGUGCUUGAUUGGAAGGAGAAAAAUAAUCAUUUCCUUAAGAACAAUUUUAACAACUUAUUUAACUAAAACAAUAAAAUUAUAUAUAUAUAUUUUUUAAAUGAUAUUUAUUAAAGUUUCACAAAAAUACAGAAAACAAAGAAAAAAGUGUAAAUUACAGCAAAAAAGCAAAAAGUAAGAAAAAACAUACAAAAUAAAACAGUUAAAAACACAAUAAUGUUCCAUAACCUAUCUUCCUUACUCUUAUUUCCCCAGACCUCCUCAUACCUCCCUUCUUUGUAUUCCAAUUCAGUUUGUUGGUUCAGCAAAUCCUUACCAUUAAUCUUUUACCCAAUUGUUAACCUUUUUUUUUUCAUGUCUCUUAAAGCAUUACAGCUAAAAACCUCUUAAUUUCUAUCGAUCAUCCUUCUAAAGUUCCUUAUUAUUACAUUAUUUCUGUAAAUAGUCCUUAAAUUUUUCCAGUCUUCUUUCACCGACUCUUCUCCCUGGUCUCGGAUUCUGCCAGUCAUUUCCGCCAAUUCCAUGUAGUCAAUCACCUUCAUCUGCCAUUCUUCCAAAGUGGGUAGAUCUUGUGUCUUCCAAUACUUUGCGAUAAGUAUUCUUGCUGCUGUUGUAGCAUACAUGAAAAAGGUUCUGUCCUUCUUUGGCACCAGUUGGCCGACAAUGCCCAAGAGAAAGGCCUCUGGUUUCUUCAGAAAGGUAUAUUUAAAUACCUUUUUCAGUUCAUUAUAUAUCAUUUCCCAGAAAGCCUUAAUCUUUGGGCACGUCCACCAAAGGUGAAAGAAUGUACCUUCAGUUUCUUUACAUUUCCAACAUUUAUUAUCGGGCAAAUGAUAAAUUUUUGCAAGCUUGACUGGGGUCAUGUACCACCUGUAUAUCAUUUUCAUAAUAUUCUCUCUUAAGGCAUUACAUGCCGUAAACUUCAUACCUGUGGUCCAUAACUGUUCCCAGUCAGCGAACAUAAUAUUAUGUCCAACAUCUUGUGCCCAUUUAAUCAUAGCAGAUUUCACCGUUUCAUCCUGAGUAUUCCAUUUCAACAGCAAGUUAUACAUUCUUGACAAAUUUUUAGUUUUGGGUUCUAACAAUUCUGUUUCUAAUUUUGACUUUUCCACUUGGAAGCCUAUUUUCUUAUCCAAAUUAUAUGCCUCCAUUAUCUGAUAGUAGUGGAACCAAUCUCUCACUUUAUUUUUUAAUUUUUCAAAACUCUGCAGUCUCAAUUUAUCUCCUUCUUGCUCCAAAAUUUCCCAAUAUGUCGGCCAUUUGGCCUCCAUAUUGAGCCUUUUCAGAGCUUUUGCUUCCAUUGGUGACAGCCACCUUGGGGUUUUAUUUUCCAAUAAGUCUUUGUAUCUUAUCCAGACAUUAAACAAUGCUUUCCUAACAAUAUGAUUUUUAAAUGCUUUGUGUGCUUUGACCUUAUCAUACCAUAAGUAUGCAUGCCAUCCAAAUACAUUGUUAAAACCUUCUAAAUCCAAAAUGUCUGUAUUUUCAAGAAGUAGCCAUUCUUUCAGCCAGCAGAAAGCUGCUGAUUCAUAAUAAAGUUUAAGGUCCUAAAACAAUAAAAUUAUAGCACAUGUAUUCAUGUUUGUUAACUGAUGUGGUUAAACGAUUUUUCCCCCCAGAAAAAAAUACUUAGACUGAGUUUUGGCACACAUGAAAAACUUUAAACAAACCCUUAUUUCCUGAUGAAUAGCCUAUAAUGUAACUUAAAUAGAAAACUAUCUUUAGAAAGAUUUUCCCCCCAAAAGCAUUUUAUUUUAAAAAUCUGAUUUAAAUUUUAAAAAUCUGAUUUAAUUUUUUUUUUAAAUCCGAUUUUUAUUGAUUUUUCUUUUUAAAAAAUCAUUGAUUUUUAUCCACCCUGUAGGGAGCUGACCCUGGAUGAGCCCCCGCACACCUGCUGGAGCGGGAUGUGUGGCUACCCGCAGAUGGUUUCUCAAGUCCACGUCGUCUCGGCUUCCGGGCUGAAGAACCAGGAUUCGCAAGAAGGUGCAGGGCCCCGAUCCAACCCCCAUUUCCAACCACACCCACGCGACACGCCUGAAAUCUGCAGGGGGGGGAGGAGGAGGAGGAGGGGGCACAGCUGUCAACUUUUCCCUUUUCUUGCGAGGAAUCCUAUUCGGAAUAAGGGAAUUUCCCUUGAAAAAAGGGAAACGUUGACAGCUAGGAGAGGGGGAGAGUCGCUUCAAAAGAGCAGGGGAGCUUUGGGCCGCUGACAAACUGGACUCGGGGCUUCAGCAACCACUGUUGUCGUUUUAAUUCAGGCGCGGACCCCUACGUGAUCAUUAAAUGUGAAGGCGAGAAGAUCCGUUCACCGGUGGUGAAAAGCACUGUGACACCAGAGUUUGAUGUGAAAGGCCUCUUCUACCGCAAGAAGCCCGGGCAGCCCAUAGUCAUUCAGGUGAGGUUUCCUUUAUCAAAGGAUCAUAGUACUAUAGCAGGAACAUCCACGUGAAGCUGCAGCCAAGGCUGUUCAUCCGUGGCACGAUUCCGCAGAAGUGGCGAUGAGCCACAGAAUGAACCCAGCUUCCUAAACCUUUAAUUUCCAUCGCUCUCCCCACCCUCUUCCUUCUCGAACACAUUGCUUUCCUAGGCUACUGUAGUUCUUUCAGCUUCUGCUGCGGACUAAGAAGGCUGUUCUUUUUAUCGCAGCCUAACCAUGUGCAGGGACGCGGGUGGCGCAGUGGGUUAAACCACAGAGCCUAGGGCUUGCCGAUCGGAAGGUCGGCGGUUCGAAUCCCUGCGAUGGGGUGAGCUCCCGUUGCUCGGUCCCUGCUCCUGCCCACCUAGCAGUUCGAAAGCACGUAAAACUGCAAGUAGAUAAAUAGGUACCGCUCCGGCGGGAAGGAAAACGGCGUUUCCGUGCGCUGCUCUGGUUCGCCAGAAGCGGCUUGGUCAUGCUGGCCACAUGACCCGGAAGCUGUACGCCGGCUCCCUCGGCCAAUAAAGCGAGAUGAGCGCCGCAGCCCCAGAGUCGGCCACGAAUGGACCUAAUGGUCAGGGGUCCCUUUACCUUUAACCAUGUGUAGCUUUUCUCUUCAAUCAUGAGGGCUAGGUGCUUAGUUUUUUAGAUUUUGGUUGGUCGAGGUGUGCUAGGUCCACCAUGGAUGCGAGCGGAUGCACGCAGCCCUGGUCUGUGGGUGCGUUCCUUCUCCGAUGAUCCACCAACUUUUGCUUCUCUCCCUCCAGGUCUGGGACCAUAACCUUAUCAGCGACACCUUUCUGGGCCAGGUGAGCCUUGCAGGUGACCCAAACAACCUCCUGUCGAUGCACAUCCUCCACUUGGAGGACAAAGGCAGCAAACGCGUCAACGAGCUUCCGGGGACCCUCAAGGUGCAGUUGCUCACCAGCAACGUCCUGACUAACAUCUAA